AUGGCCUCCAUUCUUGACAAGAUUUGCGCUCAGAGGAGGAAAGAUGUGGUGGAGGCGCAGAGCAAGCUGCCGCUGGCGGAACUGAGGCGGCUGGUGGAAGAGCAGAAGGUCAACGUGCGCGGCGGCCCCGCCUUCCCGCUGGUCAACUUCCCCUCGCGCAUCCUCGUCUCGGCCCCCGCGAUUGCUGUCCUGGCCGAAGUCAAGCGCGCCUCGCCCAGCAAAGGCGACAUCGCUCCCGGCAUUGAUGCGGCCCAGCAGGGCAAGCUGUACGCUGACGCCGGCGCCGCGGUGAUCUCCUGUCUCACGGAGCCCACCUGGUUCAAGGAUAUGUGCGGAAUUCGGGAGGCGAUCGGGGCGAUGGGCGAGAGCCGCAGGCCGGCCCUCCUGCGCAAGGACUUUGUGCUCGACGAGUACCAGAUCUACGAGGCCCGCUACUACGGCGCCGACACCGUCCUCCUCAUCGUCGCAGCUCUGGAGGAGGCCGAUCUGGUGCGCUUGAUCAAGUGCUCGCGCGAGCUGGGCAUGGAGCCGCUGGUGGAGACGGCCAACGCCGAGGAGAUGGAGGUGGCCCUGCGCGUCGGCUCCAAGGUGAUCGGCAUCAACAACCGCAACCUUCACACCUUCUCCGUCGACCUCAACACCACCAACCGCCUGCUCGCCGACGUCGCCCAGUCCGCCGAGGGCGUCAUCUUCACCGCCCUCUCCGGCAUCACCACCAGGGAGGAUGUGGUGCAUUUCGAGAAGGCCGGGGUGAGCGGCGUGUUGGUCGGCGAGUCGCUCAUGCGCGCAGCGGAUCCGGCGGCCAAGAUCCGGGAGCUGCAGGGGCACACCGAGACAAAGACGCCGGCGCUGGUGAAGAUCUGCGGGCUCAAGGACGUGCCGACGGCCAUCGCCACGGCCGAGGCCGGCGCGGACAUGAUCGGGCUGGUCUUUGCCGAGUCCAGGCGCAAGGUCACCAUCAAACAGGCGCGGGAGAUCGUCGACGCCCUCGAUAAGUGGCGAACAGCCCAGGGCCAGGCUUCGCCCUCUGCCGAGUUAUUUGCCGCUGAAGCGGGCGCUGAGGCUGGCCAGGAGAGUUUCGGCAGCUGGGCGGUCAAGCUGCGCUCGGCCGUGGAGAAGCGACGGCCGCUGAUCGUGGGCGUGUUCGCCGACAACGAUGUCGAGAUGAUGAAUGAGGUGGCCACCGCUGCUCGGCUGGACCUGAUCCAGCUCUCGGGUAAGGAGAGCCCGGCCGUGGCCCAGCAGCUCGUCAAGCCCUGCCUCAAGGCGAUCCACGUCAAUGGGCAGCCCGAGGAGAUCAACAGCACGAUUGCGGGCUUUGCUGGCGGCAACGUGGUGGGCAUCCUUCUCGAUACCUACGACCCUCACGCCCUCGGUGGCACCGGGCGAGCGUUUGAUUGGUCGAUCGCUAAGGGGGUGCAGGAGAAGACGCCCAUCUUCGUGGCCGGCGGGCUCGGCCCCCAGAACGUGGCAGCGGCCGUGGGUGCCAGCGCGCCGCUGGGCGUCGAUGUGUCGAGCGGGGUGGAGACCGACAGCGUCAAGGACGUGGCCAAGAUUCGCGCCUUCAUCCAGCACGCCAAGACCACCACCGACGAGCAAGUGGCGGACGGGAGCCAGUUCUACCUGUACGGCUCGCCCAUCGGCAACUCGCCGUCGCCGCUGCUCCACAACACGGGCUUCGAGACGCUCGGCAUUGCCGACCAGCACCGCUACCGGCUGUGCGACACGAAGGACGUCAAGCAGGUGGUGGUCUCGCUGCGCGACCGCCGGACUGGCGGCGGGUCGGUCACCAUGCCCCACAAGCAGACCGUCAUGCCCUUCCUCGACCAGAUCUCGCCGGGCGCGUGGGCCAUCGGCGCCGUCAACACGGUGAGCAAGGACCCCGCCGGCCACCUCCUGGGCGACAACACCGACUGGCUCGCCAUCCACCAGCUCACCAAGCAACGACUCGCCGCACUCGGCAAGACUGGUGCGAAGCCGGUGGGUCUGGUGAUCGGUGCGGGCGGGACGGCGCACGCGGCGUGCUACGCGCUUACCCAGCUCGACGCCGAGUUCUACAUCUACAACCGCACGCCGGCGCGCGCCCAGCACCUGGCCGACCGCUUCGCCGGCGUGCGGGGCCUGCCGUCCACGCCCGACGAGCUCGCUGCGCUGGCCGGUCGCGUCGACGUCGUCAUCAGCACCGUACCGCCCACCGCCGGCUUCACCCUCCCCGACGCCUUCUUCCGCCGGCCCAGCGGCGCCGACGCCGCCAGCGCCGCGGCGGGCCUGGUCGUGGUCGAGCUGGUGCGACAGUGCGCCAAGAAUGACGAGAAUGUGGUGCGGGUGGAGGUGGUGGAGGGCAUCGAAAUCCUGCUAGCGCAGGGUCUGGCCCAGUUCGAGAUCUGGACCGGGCGGGAGGCGCCCCGGGCCGCCAUCGUCGAUAAGAUCGUGGCCACCUUCAAGGACGGCCUCUACGCCUCGCCUCUCCCCACCUCCUUUCAGUAA
This is a messenger RNA of Acanthamoeba castellanii str. Neff, 2487 nucleotides long. Its product is annotated as indole3-glycerol phosphate synthase. The coding region runs from base 1 to 2487 and encodes 828 amino acids. Gene Ontology annotation, biological process: L-tryptophan biosynthetic process. NCBI's taxonomy places the organism in Eukaryota, Discosea, Longamoebia, Acanthamoebidae. Gene Ontology annotation, molecular function: shikimate 3-dehydrogenase (NADP+) activity; phosphoribosylanthranilate isomerase activity; indole-3-glycerol-phosphate synthase activity. The record is from RefSeq and is a predicted model, not a curated record. The transcript has 14 exons.